UACUGUCCAUUCGAAGGGUUGUACCCCCUCCCCUCGGAGUGGCCCUUUUGUGUCUAUAAAACGACACACAUAAAUCAGUGGGAAAGCACAGAAAUUUUAAUACUAUUAGUCACCCGUACGGGCCGUACCCAUCCAGGCAAACAUCAGGAUAUGGCGAGGAAGAAGGUCCAGCUCCAGUGGAUAAUGGAUGACACAGCCAGGAGGACGACUUAUAAGAAAAGAGUGAAGGGUCUGAUGAAGAAGGUGAAGGAACUGAGUAUCCUAUGUGGGAUUGAGGCCUGCGCUGUUGUCUACAGUCCGUAUGAUCCGCAGCCGGAGGUUUGGCCCUCUCCAAUGGAGGCGGUACGGGUGAUUGGGGAGUUCAAGUGCAGGCCGGAAAACGACCAGACCAAGAAGAGGUUCAACCAAGAAAACUAUAUCAGGCAGAGGGUGGCAAAAGCUAAGGACCAGGUGGUGAAACAGCAGAAGAAAAAUAGGAGAACGGAGAUGGAAAACCUCAUGUACCAGUGCCAGGCUGGGGGCAAGGGGUUGCAGGACUUGAACAUCAAAGAUUCUAGCGAUUUGAUGUGGUCUAUUGAUGAUCGGUUGAAGGCAGUGGGCCAGAAGAUGGAGUACUUCCAUCAUCCGGCACCCCAACCAAGCGGUGCUGCUGCUCCGGCUGCAGUUCCCGUGGCCCAAAAGACACCUCUAGAGGUGGCUCUUGAGUCACUUGAGAAUCAAAUGCUAAUGGACUUAACUCCCAGGCCUACGGACAGUCUGGUCACUGUGGGGUACUGUAAAGUGUGA
Molecule: messenger RNA, 786 nt
Organism: Vitis vinifera (wine grape)
Lineage: Eukaryota; Viridiplantae; Streptophyta; Magnoliopsida; Vitales; Vitaceae
Product: agamous-like MADS-box protein AGL80
Exons: 1
Coding region: 151-786 (211 amino acids)
Biological process (GO): positive regulation of transcription by RNA polymerase II
Molecular function (GO): RNA polymerase II cis-regulatory region sequence-specific DNA binding; DNA-binding transcription factor activity, RNA polymerase II-specific; protein dimerization activity
Source: RefSeq, a predicted model, not a curated record